Molecule: messenger RNA, 447 nt
Organism: Lathyrus oleraceus (garden pea)
Lineage: Eukaryota; Viridiplantae; Streptophyta; Magnoliopsida; Fabales; Fabaceae
Exons: 2
Coding region: 1-447 (148 amino acids)
Source: RefSeq, a predicted model, not a curated record
AUGUCUUCCUCAUCCAACGAUGAAAGCAACAUGGUGACUCAUCCUUCUAAGGUGGAAACCCCAAAACCACCUCCAUCAUCCUCUUCCAAGCCGGAAUUUCAUCUCACUCUCGUUGUUUCCAACAUUAGCAAUAAUAUUCCUAUUGUUCUUGACAUGGAACCUGAUUGUUACGACACAUGGAAGCGUUUGACGAACCUCUCCCAGGAUAAUCAGAACGCACGUGCUGCCACACUUGAGCAUGAAUUCUCUGGUGUUCACAUGGAGACUUUUCCAAAUGUCUAUGCAUAUUGUCCAUGUAUGAAGAAGAUUUUUGACCAGUUACGGGAUGUCACUUCUCCUAUGUAUAAUCGUUGUCUAGUCCUUCAGCUCAUCUCCGUUCUUACUGAUUCCUAUCAGGGUGUUGCCACCUUGAUUAGACAGAGUAAUUCGCUCCCCUUCUUUCAUUAG